Arabidopsis thaliana (thale cress) is the source of this 1850-nucleotide messenger RNA. RefSeq names its product nucleic acid binding protein. Bases 651 to 1850 code for a protein of 399 amino acids. The record is from RefSeq and is marked reviewed. Lineage: Eukaryota; Viridiplantae; Streptophyta; Magnoliopsida; Brassicales; Brassicaceae. Gene Ontology annotation, molecular function: nucleic acid binding; RNA binding. The transcript has 10 exons.
GCAGCAUCCAUCGUCAGCAUCUUCAAGUCACACUUUUUCUUAUUUUCGCAAAAACCUUCAAAAACCCGUUCCGGUCUGUUUUCUCCUCUCGAAACCCUCGAUCGUUGCCGCGAAACAGCUCCGGUGACCUAAAAUCGUUCGACGAAACGGUUUCUCUUCCUCCUUGUCGUUUUCACUUUUCACGUCGUUCAUUGCAUCUAUAGGUCUUCGUUUGUUCUGCAUUGUACGGAUUCUCUUCCGAUCGACGAUUCAGCUUCCGUUUGGGAUAUCUCAGCAGGAUAACUUCUCUAUGUUGCAAUCGAAUAGUGCUGGUGGAGAAGACAACCCUGAUUUUAAGUGGGGUGCUAAGAGAGGGGUGGGACGGAAAGAUAAUAAAGUCCGGUUCUAUGAAUCAUUUACCCUUGAGGGCAUCGAGUACCGGCUUUUUGACUGUGCUUACUUUUACGUACAUGGUCAAUCUGAGACUUCAAUCGGGAAGCUUGUCACAUUUACCAGACAUCAACAGGUGAGAAGAAAGUCAAGGUCAUUUGGUUUUUCGACCUAUCGACAUCCAGCGCUUCUUGGGAGAGUAUGAGCCACAAUGGGAUGAGUUGUUUCUGGCUUGUGGUGAUGAAAAAGGGGUUUCCAAUAUCAAUGAUGUGGAGACCAUCAUGGGGAAAUGCAAUGUUGUAUGCACAUCUGAUGACCGAAGAAACCCACGACCAGGAACCAAGGAGCUGCGGAGAGCUAAAUAUAUCUUCUCCCGCACUUUUGAUACAAGACUCAGAAUUAUAUCAGAAGACUUUGCAGAUGCUAUAGCCGGAAUUGGAGUGGAUAAACUCUUCAACAUGAGAAGAGAUAAACAGCCUGUAAAACGUCUAAACUCAAGCGCAGCUGCCAUUACUAGGGCUUCUCCAGUUAAAUCUUUUCGUCCAGAUUUGGGAUCAACAAAGUUAGGUAAACAUGAUAACAGAGAUGCAAAGCUGAUGAGUAGAACAAGCUCGUUAAAGAAAGUCACUUUUCUGGAGGACCGUGCUGAUCAUGUACAUGUGAAAAGGAACCCUCCUGUCAAUACUGAAACCACUACAAGAGGUCAGAUACCGAUACUCAAAACAAGAGCAUUUGGGGAGUUAUAUGCUUCAGGUUCAUCAGUGAAUGCUAAGCCUUCUAAAAAGAGAAAGCUUAUACUCAACACGCCAGAAACAGAUGAUUCAGAUGAUCAAGGCCCUCAAUCAGGAGAGAAGAAAUUAAUUAAAAAUCCUCCUCUUGUAGAAAAGGCUCCAAGUCAGAACAUCGAGAAAAAAAGCUGGUACAAGAAACUGCCUUUUGAGGACGAACUAAAGCCGGCUAUAGAAAAAGGUAGGGUGCUCUUAAUUGAGAACCUGGAACCAUCAUACACAUCGCUGGAGGUAGAGUUUCUUUUUAGGCAAGCAUUCAAAGAAGGAGUUGAUGCUAAGAUGAUCCCUUCAAGUCCCAUGUCUAGCCCACAUAGUGGUAUAUGCAGGGCUCUUGUGAUUUUUGGAACCACAAAGGCAGCUGAUUCUGCUAUGUCGCGGUUAAAUGAAGAUUGUCUGAUGUUAUCUGGCCAGAGAGCUCUAACGGGUAGCAAAAAUGUCCCAGUCGAAAUUGGAAGAUGUAGAAGCUUUACUGGCCAUUUUAACAUGGUGGAUAGAUCUCUGAUGACGGCUCAGAAGGUAAGUUGUUGCAUUACUCUGCGCUUAUUUUCAGUUGUCAUUUCACUUGUCAUGGUCACACAUCGAAAGCCCAACAGCCCAUGCCAAAUUACUGAAUAUUACAAAUUGACCCCACUAUUUAGUCUUAUAAUCGUAAACAGACCCCAUAAAUUCGUAAAUUUUCAGCCACAUCCAUAA